GGGCGAUUGAGAGGAGAUUGGGAUAAAAAGCCACUGUCUUGGAUUGUUUCUGGAUCGAUAUCUCAAUUUUAUCUUACUUAUCUUGGCGUUGAACUGAGAUUGCAUUGUUCAUUUAUUCUACAGACUUCAACAUGACUCAACUUGACACUGUUCCUGGCGCGGACGUCAAGCCAUGGCUUCGUCACCCUCCCAAGAAGCAUCUCUUCAUCCACGCCAACAUCAUUGACGUCUCAACGGGCAACAUCCUCCAAGACGCGUCGCUAUCCACCAAAGACGGCAAAAUUGAGACCGUCUACCUUUCAACACCAAGCCAGUAUCCCGAUGGCUACAACAUCGUGGACUGCAAGGACCGAUACCUUUGCCCAGGUCUAUUCGAUGCCCACGUUCAUCUCUGCGCGACACCGGGCUUCACAGACCUAUCCCGUGUGUUUGGAAACCCCAAUGACAUCUCACUGUUGCGACAGCCAUAUGUCGCUUCGCAAAUGCUCUACCGUGGCUUCACAUCAGUUCGUGAUUGCGGCGGCGCGCAACUUCCGCUGAAGGAAGCCAUUGAUGAGGGCGUUUUCCCAGGCCCUCGUCUGUUCAUCUCAGGCCAUGCGCUCUCGCAGACGGGUGGACAUGGUGACUUGAGAAGCUCUUAUGAGAAGCAUGAAUGUUGCGGCGGACACGCUAUUGGAUCUUUGGGCCGUAUCUGCAAUGGCGUACCAGAGUGUAUGGCAGCUGUUCGCGAUGAGAUUCGCUGCGGGGCGGACUUCAUCAAGAUCAUGGGCUCUGGUGGCGUCGCAUCACCAACCGACAAGCUGGAACAGCUGCAAUUCACCAAGUCUGAGAUUCAGGCUAUGGUGGAGUGUGCAAAUAACGCUGGCACUUUUGUCACGGCUCAUGCGUAUACUACUAAGGCGAUCCGACAUUGCAUUGAUAACGGAGUAAAGGGUAUUGAGCACGGUAACUUUGUAGAUGCCCCGACAGCUCGUCUGAUGGCUGAGAAGGGCGUCUAUCUCACCCCGACACUUAUCACCUAUGCGCAAAUGGCUACCGACAAGUGGAAGAACUUCUUACCGCCCGAGUCACAAGUCAAGAAUGCCCAAGUGUUGAAAUCUGGCCUUGAAGCUCUCCGCAUCGCCUCUGAAGCUGGUGUAACGAUGUGUUAUGGCAGCGACCUUCUCGGUCCGCUUGGCUCUGCUCAAACGCAAGAGUUUUCUCUCCGCUCCCAAGCACUCAAACCUCUUGAGAUAUUACGAAGUGCCACGGUGAACCCUGCUAGGAUGAUGGGCUGCGAGACUACUCUGGGUCAGUUGAAGGAGGGCUUCCAGGCGGAUAUCCUCGUCAUGGAUAAGAAUCCAUUGGAGAAUAUCGAGAUCUUUGAUCAUCCUGAAAAGUACAUCUUGGCCGUCAUGAAGGAUGGCCUUGUGUAUCGCAGUCAGUUGGAGUCUUUGGCGGUUGAUGGCGGAAUUCCGAUUCGGUUCAAUUCGGUGCUGUAGUAUUUGAUGGAUGCCGGGAGCAAUAGAUAUGAACAAUAGUCGCGUUAAAUACCAAGCUGUAUAAAUACAAGUUUCUUCCUA
Fusarium redolens is the source of this 1562-nucleotide messenger RNA. RefSeq lists its product as uncharacterized. The transcript has a single exon. Gene Ontology annotation, molecular function: hydrolase activity, acting on carbon-nitrogen (but not peptide) bonds. The record is from RefSeq and is a predicted model, not a curated record. NCBI's taxonomy places the organism in Eukaryota, Fungi, Ascomycota, Sordariomycetes, Hypocreales, Nectriaceae. Bases 132 to 1481 code for a protein of 449 amino acids.